CUUCUUCCUUCGCCUAUUAAAAAGGAAAGCGUGAAGUGAAGCAGUAAACCCUAAAACUCCCAAGCUGAGAAAAAAAGAGAGGUUUCAGUGCUUAGCUCAAGAUGAUCAUCCCUGUUCGCUGCUUUACCUGUGGAAAGGUGAUUGGAAACAAGUGGGAUGCCUAUCUUGAUCUUCUCCAGCUUGACUACACUGAAGGGGAUGCACUUGAUGCGCUCAACUUGGUGAGAUACUGCUGCAGGCGUAUGCUUAUGACUCACGUUGAUCUUAUUGAGAAGCUUCUCAACUAUAACACUCUGGAAAAAUCAGACAACAGUUGAAAAAGAGAGGAUGCAAAUCUGUUGAAAGAGUGUUGUUACUCGUCAGAGGGCUAUAUAUUAUGGAAUAUGUAUGAAUCUCUUGUGUGUUUGGUGUAGAAAAUUAAAUCAAUCUGAAUCAUGUUGGUUUUAGACUACGUCAGGGAUUUUGUCAUAUGCAUGUCGGGUGUCUCUACGUGUUAUGAUUUUCUGAGCUGAAAGAUUUGUACUUCUAAGUAAUUCGUCUUUCUUUA
Molecule: messenger RNA, 547 nt
Organism: Raphanus sativus (radish)
Lineage: Eukaryota; Viridiplantae; Streptophyta; Magnoliopsida; Brassicales; Brassicaceae
Product: DNA-directed RNA polymerases I, II, and III subunit RPABC5
Exons: 4
Coding region: 102-317 (71 amino acids)
Biological process (GO): transcription by RNA polymerase II; tRNA transcription by RNA polymerase III; transcription by RNA polymerase I
Cellular component (GO): RNA polymerase III complex; RNA polymerase I complex; RNA polymerase II, core complex
Molecular function (GO): DNA-directed RNA polymerase activity; DNA binding; zinc ion binding
Source: RefSeq, a predicted model, not a curated record